Molecule: messenger RNA, 4436 nt
Organism: Epinephelus fuscoguttatus (brown-marbled grouper)
Lineage: Eukaryota; Metazoa; Chordata; Actinopteri; Perciformes; Serranidae
Gene: ppp3ccb
Product: protein phosphatase 3, catalytic subunit, gamma isozyme, b
Exons: 14
Coding region: 569-2113 (514 amino acids)
Biological process (GO): calcineurin-mediated signaling
Cellular component (GO): cytoplasm; calcineurin complex
Molecular function (GO): calmodulin-dependent protein phosphatase activity; calmodulin binding
Source: RefSeq, a predicted model, not a curated record
GCGUUGAGCCAUGUUGUAGGAAAUCCGCUUGCGGGCGGCGGAUUAUUGUAAUCCGACAGAGAGGGUCUGGACGACACCUCGGAUCACGACAGAGGAGCGGAGCCCAGCAGCAGCGGCGGCGGCGGCCUGUAACGACAAUAAAGGGAUAAAGUUGAGAUAUGAUCUGACGCGCUGCACCUGAAGGCAUCAUCAGCGGUGCCCGGGCCGUUUCCUGGACCAGUCCAUCCGCCUGACACACACUGACAGCGGCUCGGCAUCCCUGCAGCGCACCGCGGAGCACAGCGGAGAGCAGAAAGCUUUAAUUUGUUAGUGAAGGAGCUCUCCUCCUCCUCCUCCUCCUCCUCCUCCUCCUCCUCCUCCUCCGCCUCCUCCUCCUCCACCGGCGGCUUUAACUCAGCUCGGCUUGGCUCGGCUCGGCUCGGUCUGUCUGCGGAGUGAAGCUGCUCCGAGCCGAACUUAGCUAGCGCGGCUAGCUCACUGCAGCUAGCUAGCUAGCUCGGAAGGAAUUCAUCAAGUUUAGUUAGUAAUUUAGCGAUUUUUGCGACGCGCAGCCGAACGAGGAGGCAGAAUGUCGGCGAAAGACCAAAACAAACUCUCCACCACUGAACGACCGAUUAAAGCGGUGCCAUAUCCUCCCGGUACACGCCUGUCGGUCAAAGACCUGUAUGUGGACGGGAGGCCCAGCGUGGAGGUGCUGAAGGCCCAUCUGGUGAAGGAGGGCCGGCUGGAGGAGGAGACGGCUCUACGGAUCAUCAACGAGGGAGCCGGCAUCCUGCGCCAGGAGAAAUGCAUGCUGGAGGUGGAGGCUCCCAUCACAGUGUGUGGGGACGUCCACGGGCAGUUCUUUGACCUGAUGAAGCUGUUCGAGGUGGGCGGAUCCCCCAGCAGCACCCGCUACUUGUUCCUGGGAGACUACGUGGACCGAGGGUACUUCAGCAUCGAGUGCGUACUGUACCUGUGGGCUCUGAAGAUCAACCACCCCAACACCCUCUUCCUCCUCAGAGGCAACCACGAGUGCCGGCAUCUCACAGAGUACUUCACCUUCAAACAGGAGUGUAAAAUAAAGUACUCCGAGCGUGUAUAUGACGCCUGCAUGGAUGCGUUUGACUGCCUGCCUCUGGCGGCGCUCCUCAACCAGCAGUUCCUCUGUGUGCACGGAGGUCUGAGCCCUGAAGUCACCUGCCUGGAUGACAUACGGAAGCUGGACCGGUUUAAAGAACCUCCGGCGUUCGGGCCGAUGUGUGACCUGCUGUGGUCGGACCCAGGGGAGGACUACGGCUCAGAAAAGACCCAGGAACACUUCUGCCACAACAGUGUGAGAGGCUGCUCUUAUUUCUACAGUUACCCAGCAGUAUGUGACUUCCUGAUGAACAAUAACCUGUUGUCUGUAAUACGAGCACAUGAAGCUCAGGAUGCAGGGUAUCGAAUGUACAGGAAAAGUCAGACGACAGGCUUCCCUUCUUUAAUUACGAUCUUCUCUGCUCCUAACUACCUGGAUGUGUACAAUAACAAAGCGGCGGUGCUGAAAUAUGAGAAUAAUGUGAUGAACAUCCGGCAGUUUAACUGCUCCCCUCACCCCUACUGGCUGCCCAACUUCAUGGACGUCUUCACCUGGUCUCUGCCCUUCGUCGGAGAGAAAGUGACAGAGAUGCUGGUGAACGUGUUGAACAUCUGCUCUGACGAUGAGCUGAUGUCAGAAGGGGACGACACGUGUGAGGGUGGAGCUCCAGCCGUCAGAAAGGAAGUCAUCAGAAAUAAGAUCCGGGCGAUCGGAAAGAUGGCUCGUGUCUUCUCGGUGCUCAGAGAGGAGAAUGAGAGCGUGUUACAGCUGAAGGGGCUGACCCCAACAGGAACGCUGCCUGUGGGAGUUUUGUCCGGUGGUCGGCGAACCCUGCAAAGCGCCACCGUAGAGGCAGAAGAGGCACGAGCCAUUCAAGGCUUCAACCCGCAGCACAAGAUCCAGAGCUUCGAGGAGGCUCGAGGUCUGGACCGCAUCAACGAGAGGAUGCCCCCCCGCCGCGACAGCAAGCAGCAGGAGGCCGCCCCCUCCCUCAACAACCUGCCGGCCAGCACCGGACCUCCGGACAAGAACGGCACCAACGCACAGGCCUAAAUCCUCCCCGUCCUUUACUCCCCUUUAUCUCUCCUUCUUCUUCCUCCUCCCUUCCUCCUCCUCUCCUUGCUUCCUUCCCUUCCCCCCUUCUCUCCUUUAAGAGCAGGAGAAGAGGCAGUUCAGUCCGAGCGACUCUCGCCACGCUUAAUUUAUUUUAUCAUCUAUUAAAUAUCAUAGUUUAAGACUGAACAGGAUGAAAUCUCAAACCGUACGUGGACUCUGCUGAAGGCAAUCAUCAUCACCGCCCGGUCCAGUCGACGCAAAUCCAUUUUAUAUAAUAAGAAUAAUGAUAACGAUCAGGAGGCUGUCGCUUUAUUCAGGACGACGCCUUCCUUUCUAUCAGCGUUUUAUUUUGGCGAGGGAGGAAGUCAUUCAAACGCUGUGUUCGUGCCCACACACACACACACACACACACACACACACACACACACACACACACACACCAGAAGCGACAGAAUCAGAUAAAUCCAUCCUUUCUUAUGCCAAUGAUAGUGUGACUGAGCUCUGAGGAGCGAGUAUUGACAUUUAUAUUAUAUAUGUAUAUUUUAAUUGUUCCCUCUUUUCAAUGUGAUGUUUUUUUUUUUGUUUUUUACAACACAUAGAUUUAGGCUUAAUUAUCCAGAGUGGGGGGGAGUGGGCGCAGAAACACAGAGGGGGAAUUAAAGGGUUAUUCCGCUUUAUUGCAACUCGGGUCUUAAAGUUUGAAGUUCGUUAUUAAAAGGAAACUUCUCAAUUUUCAACCUGGAUCCUUUCACCCAUGUUUUUGUGUCUACGUGUCUGAUUGUUUUUGAAGCUGGUCCAGAGCUGAGCGAGACAAACAGGCUGCAGUGUAACCACUCUGUUCACACCGUCAGUGUCCGUCCACUGACAGUGUUUGUUUUGUCACUGACAGGCUCAGACUGUUAUUCUAAGUGAAAGGAUCCCUACAGAGAUAGAGCUUUGUGUUAAAGAGUCAGAUCCUUUUUGUUUAACCAGAAACAGCCCUGAAAUCACCGUCACCAAACCCACCAGCCUGCAUUUAGAUAAACAGUCAUGUUAGUGUGUAUAGAGGCAGCAUGAUGUCACAUCUAACUGGUGAAUUAAGGGUUAAUUUCAACCAAACCAGAGCUGGUGAUUGUUGGACCAAGAUGGUUUGUGUGAGUUUUAUUUUGUUUCUAUUGACUUUGAAUGAAGUGUGUUUUAUCUCUGUAGGGAUCCUUUCCAAAACUUAGAAUAACAGUCUGAGCCUGUCAGUGACAAAAACACGGUUAGUGGACGUAUGUUUCACCGCUGCUGCAGCGCUGUCUCUCAGUACUGAACCAGCUUAAAAAAUGACCACUACCAUUCGUCAUUUAGACACAAAACACGAGGGGAAUGGAGCCCAAGUUAAAACACCAAAGUUACCCUGCAGGGUUGGAAACGGUCGUUUGAUGACAGAAUCUUAACUGAAGUUCCACUCGGUGUCUUUUUCUGCAGAGUCGACUCUGUGAGCGGACUCCCUUUAACGAGAUGUGGUUAAAAGCUCCAGAAAAAGUUAGUGACUGGACGGAGAGUUCAGAUUUUCAUGUCAAACAUCAUCUGUCCUGAAAACAUGUUACUCACUGAAGACAAAAGAAAAAGACGUCAUUAGGACGAAAUCUGAUGGGUUGGAAACAAACGUCCAGGUCAGACGAACGCUCUGUCGACUCGCUGCUUCAGCGAUGACUGUGUCUGAAUACACAGUUUGCUGCAUAACGUGUGAUCCAUGUGGAUAAAGAUCAAACAUUCGACAUAAGAAAACACAAUUUAAACAAAAACAUAAAUUAAAAUAAAUAAAUGUGUUAAACCCAUGAAGAAGAAGGAAUAAGAAUAAUUAAGAUCAUCAGCCGAGCAGUCACAAUCAAUAAGACACGAGAAUAAAACAUAAUAAGACACAUUAGUUAAAACCAAUGAAAGACGUAAGAAUUAAAAUUAUUCUCUGAGGUUAAAGUUGUGAAUUAACAAGAGAGAAUAUUUGAUACCCUCUGAGAUUAAAAUUGUAUAUUCAUGAGGAAAAAACCCAGAUUUCUCCUGAGAUUGAAGUGGCAAAUUUCCGAGAACAAGCCUCCAACAUUAUCUGAGAUUAAAAUCAUAAAUAAAGAAAAAAACGUAGAUAUUCUCUGAGAAUAAAGUCAUAAAUCUACUGUGACAAACCUCUGAUAUUCUCUAAGAUUAAAGUGGUUCAUUUACAAAAAGUAGUCUGAUAUUUUCUGAUACUGAAGUGGAUAAAUUUCCAAGAACAAAUGUCUGAUAUUCUCUGAGAUUAUAUUGGUAAAUUAACGGCAGAAAAAUGUUGAUAUUUUCUGAGAAUAAAUGUCAUAAAUGU